Molecule: messenger RNA, 2840 nt
Organism: Heterobasidion irregulare TC 32-1
Lineage: Eukaryota; Fungi; Basidiomycota; Agaricomycetes; Russulales; Bondarzewiaceae
Exons: 14
Coding region: 1-1377 (458 amino acids)
Biological process (GO): biosynthetic process
Molecular function (GO): pyridoxal phosphate binding; transaminase activity
Source: RefSeq, a predicted model, not a curated record
AUGACUUCACAGACUGCUGCGAGCACAGACAGGUUGAACGGGUUGAACGGGACCCAGAUAAAGGAAUGCAGCAUCCUUCCUGCGGAGUACUAUGCUUCCUUCAUCUCCACGGCCGCCAAGGAUCGCAAGCCCAGUCCCAUCCGCGGCCUCUUCCCUCUCGAACAACGCCCGGGAGUCAUCUCUCUCCUCGCCGGUAAACCCAAUGGCGCAACGUUUCCUCUCACCUCUCUUUCUUUCACCGCGCGCUCCCCUACCGAGCCAGGCAAGGAGUCGACGCUUACGGUGGACGGUGCGGCGCUCGUAGAAGGACUCCAGUACAGCGCGACGUCGGGAAUUCCAUCAUUGGUCAAGUGGUUGACGGACUUGCAAGAGAGGGAGCAUCACAGAAGUACAGACCAGGGCUGGCGAAUCAGUGUCACAUCUGGAUCGCAAGAUGCUAUCUACAAGGCUGCAGGUGUCCUGUUAAACCCUGGUGAUUCCAUCUUGGUCGAAAUGCCAGUCUAUGCUGGCGUCAUACCCAUCUUCAAAUCUCUCGGCAGUGAGAUGAUUGAGGUCGAGACUGAUGCGGAAGGCAUCGUAUCAUCCUCGCUUCGUUCUAUUCUCGAAAGCUGGCCUGCAUCUAAAUCAAAGCCAAAGGCUCUUUACACCGUUCCCUACGGCUGUAACCCCACGGGGAUGACCGCGACAUUGGAACGUCGCCUGGAGACUCUCACGCUAGCACGCGAGCACAAAUUCAUCAUUCUCGAAGAUGACCCCUACUACUACCUCUACUUUGGCUUUGCGCCUCGCAUCCCCUCCUAUUUCGCCCUAGAAGCGCAGACGGGCUCAGCAGGACAUGUUCUUCGCUUCGAUAGCUUCUCCAAAAUCCUUUCCGCUGGUAUCCGGAUAGGCUUCGCAACAGGUCCACAGCCCCUCCUCGAUGCCAUGGAUUUACACACCUCUUCGGCCAACUUGCAGCCCGCCUCGCUCACCCAAUCCAUCACGUUCGCGCUGUUAGAUUCGUGGGGCCCACUCGGAUUCCAAGCGCACACUCAGUCUGUGUCCAAUUUCUACAAGCAGAAGCGUGACGUGUUCGAGGCUGCGAUGCGGCAGCAGCUCGAGGGCUUGGCAGAAUGGACGACGCCCGAGGCGGGAAUGUUCUUUUGGUUCAAGCUGCUGCUCAGUGACGACCCGAACGUCGAGGCCGACACAUCGGACCUGAUCGCGACCAAGGCACUGGAGGGUGGGGUUCUCGCCUUGCCUGGGACGGUGUUCAUCCCCAAUGGAGCGAAAACGGCACACGUCCGCGCUGCGUUCAGUCUUCUAGAAGAGCCCGAGGUGAAUGAGGCGCUGCGGAGGCUGAGGUUGGUCAUCUUGGAGGAGCGCGGUGAGGCGUAGAUCAGAAGACAAAGCAAGCAGUAUUUGAAGUCAUCGUGUAUGCGUUACGUGAUUUGCUGCAUCUACACAUUCUACGGAAAGGCAAAAUUGUAUUGUACGAGCAACUGCAUACUUUACGGUGUCUCCUGAGGAUGUGCGACGAGCUUGACUCCGCUGACCCCACCAAGUAAUCUCUUCAAGCCGUCCGGUAUCCCGGCCAAUCCGUCUGGCAACACGUCCAUGUUGUUAGGCUUGAUCGCCUCUUCCUCCAACAGCGCAGUCAAUUUGCCGUAGAGUGCCGCACCGAAAUUCCUGAUAAUCGGGAUGGUUCACACUUUCAUACACCCACACCGCGCGUUUUCCGUCCUUUGCCUCCUCUCCGUCCUUUGCAACAGCGGGCGUGGCUACCAUUACGAUGCUCCCCCUUGGAGCAAGAAUAUCCUAGCAUGCGCGUUGUGAUCUUCGGCAUAGAAAUUGCGUCGUAGUUGACAGAGACGAAAGUGGAAGGGCCGACGAUCACGCGAACUACGGAGGAAAGUUCGCUGUAGGGCGUAGUAUAGUAGUCAAUUGGGUGGGUCGCCCCGGCAGCAACACAGUAUGCGGCGGAAUGAGUGGAACAAGUCGUGAUAAUAAGGCUGAAGCCGGAGAGUUUGCCAAUUAUAUAUUGAAUUGGCCUACGGAGCUGGCGCCACCAAUGACAAGGAUCGGCUGGCCCUUGUAUUUUCCUCGGCCGCUCUCUUCCCAGGGUGGGUAGAGCCCUGCACUGCCGCGGCAGAUCUUUUCUGCGUACAGACCGAUUGACGCAGUCGCAAGGCCAAGAGGUAGUGUGCUGGCUCUUUCGAAGGAAACAUUCGGCAAAAUCGUCGAGUACGCAGGCGGUUUUCCCAAAGGAGAAUGUACCCAUAGACAGCAGCGUCCUCAAGGAGGAGGAGGAUGUUUCGAGAGAACAGGCACUCGCCCUAACCCCAUCUGCAAUUCCAUAUUGUUGGAACGUGCCCCUACCAGGAGUGAACAGGGAACGCGAUCUCCCUUCUCCAAGCCUUGGACGUUUCCUCCGAUAGCCCGCUGCGUCGCUCCCAGAGACAAACGGCCACUCUUCGACAAAAAUGCCGAGGGAUUGGAUGUAGUUGUCCGCCGGGUUGAGUGCGGAGGAAUGUAUCUUGACCAGAACCUGACCUGAGCCAGGUUUUGGAAUCGGGCGGGUGCCAACGGUGGAUAGGGAUACCUUUGGCGGCGAGCAAGAGAGCUUUCUGGACCUCGGGCAAGGACAUGGUGAAUGUUUAAAGAAUAUGGAGGUGAGCUACCGGUCCGAAAUGAUACGACUAGUCAUAGGGGUAAGCGGUGUGCUGCGAGUUAUAUACAUUCUAGGUGACAAAGAGGGUCGGCGAGAAGGUCUAGUAGGAGCGACCGUGAUUAGAAACACCAGAUCUUGCUGAGCGAGGCCUGUAAUAUCGACCAUCGUGCGCGAACAGGCGUCGACGGAU